Molecule: messenger RNA, 1392 nt
Organism: Neogale vison (American mink)
Lineage: Eukaryota; Metazoa; Chordata; Mammalia; Carnivora; Mustelidae
Product: coronin-1C-like
Biological process (GO): actin filament organization; neural crest cell migration
Molecular function (GO): actin filament binding
Source: RefSeq, a predicted model, not a curated record
AUGAGGCGAGUGGUACGACAGAACAAGUUUCGGCCUGUAUUUGGACACGCGGUGAAAAACGACCAGUGUUAUGAUGACAUCCGGGUUUCUCGAGUGACCUGGGAUAGAGCCUUUAGCUCUGUCAAUCCCAGAUUUGUUGCCAUUAUCAUAGAAGCGAGUGGGGGAGGAGGGUUCCUUGUGCUCCCUUUGCACAAGACUGGUGGAAUCGACAAAUCCUACCCUACAGUAUGUGGCCACAUGGGACUGGUGCUCGACUGGUGCCCACAUAACGAUCAGGUCAUUGCCAGGGGCUCAGAAGACUGCACGGUGAUGGUGUGGCAUAUCCCAGAAAAUGGACUUACCCUUUCCCUGACCGAACCUGUGGUGAUUUUAGAAGGCCACUGGAAGAGAGUUGGCAUCGUGGCCUGGCAUUCACCUGCCCACAGUGUCCUUCUUAGUGCAGGCUGUGAUAAUGCUAUCAUCAUCUGGAAUGUGGGGACAGGGGAAGUCCUUAUAAACUUGGAUGAUAUGCAUUCAGAUAUGAUUUACAACAUGAGCUGGAACCGGAAUGGCAGUCUGAUCUGCACAGCUUCCAAAGACAAGAAAGUGAGAGUAAUCGAUCCUAGGAAACAAGAGAUCGUUCCUGAGAAGGAGAAAGCACAUGAAGGAGCAAGACCCAUGAGAGCCAUCUUUCUGGCUGAUGGGAAUGUCUUCACCACUGGUUUCAGCCACAUGAGUGAGCGGCAGCUGGCUCUCUGGAAUCCGAAAAAUAUGCAGGAACCAAUUGCUCUUCAUGAAAUGGACACUAGCAAUGGGGUAUUGCUGCCCUUCUAUGACCCCGACACCAGUAUCAUUUACCUAUGUGGAAAGGGUGACAGCAGUAUCCGCUAUUUUGAGAUCACAGAUGAAUCCCCGGACGUCCACUACCUCAACACAUUCAGCAGCAAGGAGCCUCAGAGAGGGAUGAGCUACAUGCCCAAGAGGGGACUCGAUGUUAACAAAUGUGAGAUUGCCAGAUUCUUCAAACUUCAUGAGAGGAAGUGUGAGCCUAUUAUCAUGACUGUUCCCAGGAAGCCUGACCUUUUCCAAGAUGACCUUUAUGCUGAUACAGCAGGGCCUGAAGCAGCACUGGAGGCAGAGGAGUGGUUUGAGGGGAGAAAUGCAGAUCCAGUCCUCAUUUCCUUAAAGCAUGGGUACAUUCCUGGCAAAAACCGGGAUCUCAGGGUGGUCAAGAAGAACAUUCUGGAUAGCAAGCCCACUGCAAAUAAGAAGUGCGACCUGAUCAAUGUCCCCCCAAAAACCCCAGACUCGGCUAGUGUGCAAAACGAAGCUAAGUUGGAUGAGAUUUUAAAAGAGAUCAAAUCUAUAAAAGACACAGUAUCUGCAAUCAAGAUGAGCGCAUUUCCAAGUUAG